UCCCAACUGCACGCGCUGCGAUGCGACGACGAGAAGAACGGCAGGCAGGUCUCUCGGCUCGUUGGAUCGUCGCAGCCAAGGAAGAUGUCGUACUCCAGAUGGUCAAGGUAUGAGUCUCGCUCGUAUUCUCCAGCUUCUUAUAGGCGGAGCAGUCGGUCAAGGUAUAGGAGUCUUUCUAGGAGUGUGGAUUCAAGCGACGUUGAAAACCCUGGGAACAACCUGUAUGUUACUGGCUUAUCAGCUCGUGUGACGGAUCGAGAUCUGGAGAAACACUUCUCUACUGAAGGAGAGGUUAUUGAUGCUAGCAUAGUGCUUGAUCCAUGGACAAGAGAAUCCCGGGGAUUUGGAUUUGUUACCAUGGCUACUGUUGAGGAGGCUGGUCGUUGCAUCAAAUAUCUAGACCACUCAGUGUUGGAAGGUCGUGUGAUAACCGUAGAGAAGGCUAAGAGAAGACGUGGUCGAACACCAACGCCUGGAAGGUAUCUAGGCACAAAAUCAUCACGUGCUCGGAGGUAUUCCCCAAGCUUUUCACCUGUCCAGAGAGACCGUUACAGUUCACGCUUCUCACCUGAGCGAGAGCAAUCUUAUUCUCCUUAUGGUGGAAGGCGAUCAUAUUCACCGUACAACAGACGAAGAUCAUACUCCCCCUAUGAGCGGCGUAGGCGUAGGUCCUACUCUCCAUAUGACAGGAGACGGUCCUACUCUCCAUAUGGCAGGUCACCCUCUCCUUACGGUGGACGGCGAUCAUACUCUCCCUACGACAGGCGUGGUUCAUGGCGUCGGUCAUACUCUCCAUACCGAUCUCCAUACCGUUACAGGAGAGAGAGGUCAUAUGCCUAUGACAAUUCUGUUUCACCAUACUACAGCAGGCGCUACUCUCCGAGUCCGAGAGGCCGGAGCUACUCUCGCAGUGUAUCACCUCAGAGGAGCUACUCCCGCAGCAGCUCCCCAGUGUCUCAGAGGUCUGGGAGCUAUUCCACAAGGAAAAGAUACAAUGGAAGGAAACUGUCGCGCAGCAGGUCGUCAGGCAAGAGGGGCUCUAGGGAGAGCUACUCUCACAGCCGCAGUUCCUACUCAAGGUCUGUCUCCAGGGAGAGCUCAGAAUGAAUUAUGGGGUUGUUUAUACGGGGCUAAACUUUUUUGCCUUAUGUCAUAUCGGAUAUUUGGACACUAAUUAAAAGUAUUAAACAUAGAGCAAU
Oryza brachyantha (malo sina) is the source of this 1199-nucleotide messenger RNA. RefSeq names its product serine/arginine-rich splicing factor SR45a. Gene Ontology annotation, molecular function: RNA binding. Gene Ontology annotation, biological process: positive regulation of mRNA splicing, via spliceosome. The transcript is spliced from 7 exons. NCBI's taxonomy places the organism in Eukaryota, Viridiplantae, Streptophyta, Magnoliopsida, Poales, Poaceae. The record is from RefSeq and is a predicted model, not a curated record. The coding region runs from base 85 to 1107 and encodes 340 amino acids. Gene Ontology annotation, cellular component: spliceosomal complex.